AACACUCCUAACAAAAUGAAUGAGAUCAAAGAAGUGGAGCUUCGCAUACCUGGUAACCUGCCUAAGGAGGAGAAUCCCCACGGCCUCGUUAUCACGUGGCAGUGCGGCUAUCCCAUCCGGGUGCCUAGUGGGUACAUGAGGAUACGGGUGUGUUGUCGUCGGGGUUAUAACCUGCCUAAGCUUCCGGGUGGUGGAGCCCUCUCGUCCCCAAAGGAUGAGCCUUGAGGCUACGGUCCAGUGAACACAACCCCAGCACCCCUUUAGGGUGAACCUUGGAUCCAAAUCACUAAAGAAUGCCGCAUAUGAGACGCACCAACACCACAUUCGCGAAAGGCCAAACGGGUGUGAUGCCUCGACCAUUGCAGAUCUUGGACAUCUUGACGGUUUUGUUCGACUGCUGCUCUAACGCAACUCUGGCGUCAGCAGCACGAACUUGCAAAUUAUGGAUGAUCCCGGCUCUGCGACGCUUGUGGCGAGUACUUGACACUCCAGUGCCUCUCCUUCGGCUACUAGGGAGCGUCGACAACGCUGACUCCCUUUUUUAUAGGCUGUCUACGGUAAUGGAUCUUGAGGCACUACCAAGAAUCCAAUUUUAUGCAAAAUUUGUUCAAUCCAUUACUGUCGUUAUCGGGGACUGGUCCAAUCACAUCCAUCCCGAACUGAUGGACGAGUUUACCCUGGCAGUGCAGUUUUUGCAUCCACAUCUUUUCUCGCAUCUCAUUUCUUUGGAUUGCUAUCUCUAUGGAUCACGGGCGAUCAGAAGCGCUGGGAUUUGGCUUGCUGUGCGCUCUCCAAAGAUCUCAUUAUCCUUCCGUGGCCCUCCGGAUGCAACCUGUCUCCCACUCAUUCGAUCGCUUUGUCACCACAGUGCCUCCUUGACAUCCCUCAGUCUGUACAUCGGCGAAACUUCAGGAUUUCGUGAAGCCCUCAACGAGUGCUUUGUGAACGCAUUGAAGCCGCUGGUUAACAUUGUUUCCUUGACUGCAACCGGGGGAAUCCUUUUAACCCCGACCGUAUGGACUUGCAUUGCCCAACUCCCCAACGUAAAGGAGGUCCGCUCACCCUCCCCUCGGGGAUUCGACUUCCGCUACUCGGCCUGGCAUGAUUUCGGCCCCCCCGCGUUAGAUACUCCAUUUCCCUCUCUUCACACUAUCGAGAUGGCUAUCCCGUCACAGCUAGCAGUAAUCGUUCUGGGGUAUUAUCCUCUGAGUGGCAGCAGUCGUUAAUCCAGAUAGUCACAAUUUGUAAAGACUUACAUGGAUUGGUCAUCCUGACCCCUUAUUUCAAUCUCCCUGUACUGAAACUGCCUCUAUCACCUGAUCUUACCCAACUGCUGGUCUGCACUGGAGGCAUUGAGAGGAUUAACAAUGCUGAUUUGGUGGAUCUAUGCUCAAAGAUGCCCAACCUUGAAGAAUUGGGUUUAUUCCCGGUACAUGUCCAUAGAAAUCAUGACCUUCCAAGUCUAACACUGGAAGCCAUACGGCCAAUCGCGAACGAAUGCCCUCAUCUUAGGCGUGCUUCGC
Molecule: messenger RNA, 1523 nt
Organism: Cantharellus anzutake
Lineage: Eukaryota; Fungi; Basidiomycota; Agaricomycetes; Cantharellales; Hydnaceae
Exons: 3
Coding region: 294-1226 (310 amino acids)
Source: RefSeq, a predicted model, not a curated record